GCCCAUUCCGGCGGUGACGUCAUCGCGCGCGAGCGCGGCCGGAAGUGGCUCCGGGGGCGGUGGCGGCGCCCGGUGUGGCCAUGGAGGGCCAUUCCCCCUUUGCCCAGGUGAUGCCUCACCUGUCCGAGGAAGAGGAGGAGGAGGAGGAGGAGCAGCCAGGUGAGGAGGAAGAAGGGCCAGGUGAGGAAGGAACAGGUGAAGAACCAGGUGAGGAAGAAGAUCCAGGUGAGGAAGAUCCAGGUGACGGUGAAGACCCAGGUGAGGAAGACCCAGGUGAGGAAGAUCCAGGUGAUGACGAUGAAGAUCCAGGUGAUGACGAUGAAGAUCCGGGUGAUGACGACGACGAUGAAGAAGACGCAGGUGACGAAGACCACCACCCCCAGCCAGGUGCCUCCCUCCAAGUGCGCCCCUCUCCAGGUGACCCCUCCACCUCCCGCCUCCGCCGGCCCCGCCUUUACCUGCGGCCACGCCCACCCCCUGCCGAGCCCGGCCCCUCCCACCUGCAGCUGCCCUGGGCCCACCCAGGUGCUCCGGGCUCGGAGUCCCCCUCACCUGAGCCAGGUGAGGCCACGCCCGGCUUCGUGCAGCUCAUCGACGAGCGCGGCGUCUACUCCACCGCCAAGCUGGUGCUGGGCGGCCGCUCAGGUGCGCCAGGUGCGCCAGGUGAGGCCGAGAAGCCAGGUGAGGAGGAGGAGGAGGAGGAGGAGGAGGAGGGAGACCUACCUGCCCACCUGGAGAUCCGCCAGGUGAUCGUGGCCGACAAACCCUUCCAGUGCCCCGCCUGCCACAAGAGCUUCAAGCGCACCUGGGAGCUGCUGAGCCACCAGGUGGUGCACACGGAGGCGCGGCCCUUCACCUGUCACCUGUGCCGCGCCACCUUCAAGCGCCACUCGGACUUCAAGAGCCACGCCCUGGUGCACACGGAGGAGCGGCCGCACAGGUGCGACCUGUGCGGGAAGCGCUUCAAGCGCUCCUCCAACCUGCAGGAGCACCGCCGCAUCCACAGCGGCCAGCGCCCCUUCACCUGCCCCAGGUGCGCCAAAGCUUUCAAAACCCCCUACGAGCGCCGGCGCCACGCCCUGACUCACCUGGCGGAAGCCGAGCGACCUUUCAGGUGCGCCGAGUGCGGCAAGGAUUUCCCGGCGGCCAACGCGCUGCUGCUGCACCGGCGGCACAGGUGCGAGGACAAGCCGCACACCUGCGGCGUCUGCGGCAAGCGCUUCACCUACGGCCACUCGCUGAAGGUGCACGAGCGCGUGCACACAGGUGACCGCCCCUUCAGGUGCGCCCUCUGCGGCAAGGCCUUCAAGCAGAGCAACGCGCUGGCCUCGCACGAGCGCGUGCACACAGGUGAGCGCCCCUUCGCCUGCCGCACCUGCGGCAAGGCCUUCAAGCAGUCCUCUUACCUGGCCAUCCACCAGCGCGCUCACACAGGUGAGCGGCCCUACAGGUGCGAGGCGUGCGGGAAGGCGUUCGCCCGGCCCUCGCUGCUGCUGCAGCACCGGCGCGUGCACAGCCAGGUGAGGCCGCACCAGUGCGGCCACUGCCACAAGUUCUUCAAGGACCUGGCGUACCUGGCCGUGCACGAGAAGGUGCACACAGGUGAGACGCCCUACAAGUGCGGGGUGUGCGCCAAGGGCUUCGCGCACCCCUCCAACCUGCUGCAGCACCAGCGCGUGCACCGCGACACCUGAGCUGCAGGUGAGCGCCCUGGACAGGUGUGGUGCCUUCACCUGGAGCACCUGAGCCGCGUGGGUGAAGCCCCAGGUGAAAGGACUCGGUACCUGUGAGCCCGGACAGGUGUGGACCCCAAAAAUCUCCUGUGGACCCCAUAAAGGUGUGGCAGGAACACCUGGACUGCAACACCUGAGCUGCAGGUGUCGGAACCCCAGAACUGCACACCUGGACAGGUGUGGACUCCAUAAAGCUUCACCUGCAACGCCUGAACAGUGACACCUGUGCCCCAGGUGUGGGAACCCCAAAUCUGCAUCCCAGGACAGGUGUGGGUCUGGGUGUGCUCACCUGGACAGGUGAGCGGCCUGGACAGGUGUGGUGUCUUCACCUGGAGCACCUGAGCCCUGUGGGUGAAGCCCCAGGUGAAAGGACUCGGUACCUGUGAGCCCGGACAGGUGUGGACCCAAAAAUCUCCUGUGGAGCCCAGAAAGGUGUGGCAGGAACACCUGGACUGCAACACCUGAGCCGCAGGUGUGGGAACCCCAGAACUGCACACCUGGGCAGGUGUGGACCCAAAAAUCUCCUGUGGACCCCAGAAAGGUGUGGCAGGAACACCUGGACAGCAACACCUGAGCCGCAGGUGUGGGAACCCCAGAACUGCACACCUGGACAGGUGUGGACUCCAUAAAGCUUCACCUGCAACGCCUGAACAGUGACACCUGUGCCCCAGGUGUGGGAACCCCAAAUCUGCAUCCCAGGACAGGUGUGGGUCUGGGUGUGCUCACCUGGACAGGUGAGCGGCCUGGACAGGUGUGGUGUCUUCACCUGGAGCACCUGAGCCCCGUGGGUGAAGCCCCAGGUGAAAGGACUCGGUACCUGUGAGCCCGGACAGGUGUGGACCCAAAAAUCUCCUGUGGAGCCCAGAAAGGUGUGGCAGGAACACCUGGACUGCAACACCUGAGCCGCAGGUGUGGGAACCCCAGAACUGCACACCUGGGCAGGUGUGGACCCAAAAAUCUCCUGUGGACCCCAGAAAGGUGUGGCAGGAACACCUGGACAGCAACACCUGAGCCGCAGGUGUGGGAACCCCAGAACUGCACACCUGGACAGGUGUGGACUCCAUAAAGCUUCACCUGCAACGCCUGGAGAGUGACACCUGAGCUCCAGGUGUGGGAACCCCAAAUCUGCAUCCCAGGACAGGUGUGGACCUAGAACUGCACACCUGAAGAGGUGUGAGAACCCCGGACCUGCCCACCUGUCCAGGUGUGCCCCCAGCACCUGCAGCCCCAGCCAGGUGAGGCCGCACCAGUGCGGCCACUGCCACAAGUUCUUCAAGGACCUGGCGUACCUGGCCGUGCACGAGAAGGUGCACACAGGUGAGACGCCCUACAAGUGCGGCGUGUGCGCCAAGGGCUUCGCGCACCCCUCCAACCUGCUGCAGCACCAGCGCGUGCACCGUGACACCUGAGCCGCAGGUGAGCGCCCUGGACAGGUGUGGUGUCUUCACCUGGAGCACCUGAGCCCUGUGGAUGAAGCCCCAGGUGAAAGGACUCGGUACCUGUGAGCCCGGACAGGUGUGGACCCCAAAAAAGUGUUUUAGACCCCAAAAAGCUUCACCUGCAACACCUGGAAUGCAACACCUGAGCCCCAGGUGAGGGAAGCCCAGAACUGCACACCUGGACAGGUGUGGACCCAAAAAUCUCCUACGGACCCCAUAAAGGUGUGGCAGGAACACCUGGACUGCAACACCUGAGCCACAGGUGUGGGAACCCCAGAACUGCACACCUGGACAGGUGUGGACUCCAUAAAGCUUCACCUGCAACACCUGGAGAGUGACACCUGAGCCCCAGGUGUGGGAACCCCGAAUCUGCAUCCUAGGACAGGUGUGGACUCCAUAAAGCUUCACCUGCAACACCUGGAGAGUGACACCUGAGCCCCAGGUGUGGGAACCCCGAAUCUGCAUCCUAGGACAGGUGUGGACCUAGAACUGCACACCUGAAGAGGUGUGAGAACCCCGGACCUGCCCACCUGUCCAGGUGUGCCCCCAGCACCUGCAGCCCCAUCCAGGUGAGGCCGCACCAGUGCGGCCACUGCCACAAGUUCUUCAAGGACCUGGCGUACCUGGCCGUGCACGAGAAGGUGCACACAGGUGAGACGCCCGACAGGUGCGGCGUGUGCGCCAAGGGCUUCGCGCACCCCUCCAACCUGCUGCAGCACCAGCGCGUGCACCGCGACACCUGAGCCGCAGGUGAGCGGCCUGGACAGGUGUGGUGUCUUCACCUGGAGCACCUGAGCCCUGUGGGUGAAGCCCCAGGUGAAAGGACUCGGUACCUGUGAGCCCAGACAGGUGUGGACAUCAAAAAAGUGUUUUAGACCCCAAAAAGCUUCACCUGCAACACCUGGACAGCAACACCUGAGCCGCAGGUGUGGGAACCCCAGAACUGCACACCUGGACAGGUGUGGACCCAAAAAUCUCCUGUGGGCCCCAUAAAGGUGGAGCAGCAACACCUGGACAGCAACACCUGAGCUGCAGGUGUGGGAACCACAGAACUGCACACCUGGACAGGUGUGGGAAGCCCAGAACUGCACACCUGGACAGGUGUGGGCUCCAUAAAGCUUCACCUGCAACGCCUGAACAUUCACACCUGAGCCGCAGGUGUGGGAACCCCGAAUCUGCAUCCCAGGACACGUGUGGACCUAGAACUGCACACCUGAAGAGGUGUGAGAACCCCGGACCUGCCCACCUGUCCAGGUGUGCCCCCAGCACCUGCAGCCCCAGCCAGGUGAGGCCGCACCAGUGCGGCCACUGCCACAAGUUCUUCAAGGACCUGGCGUACCUGGCCGUGCACGAGAAGGUGCACACAGGUGAGACGCCCUACAAGUGCGGCGUGUGCGCCAAGGGCUUCGCGCACCCCUCCAACCUGCUGCAGCACCAGCGCGUGCACCGCGACACCUGAGCCGCAGGUGAGCGCCCUGGACAGGUGUGGUGUCUUCACCUGGAGCACCUGAGCCGCGUGGAUGAAGCCCCAGGUGAAAGGACUCAGUACCUGUGAGCCCAGACAGGUGUGGACCCCAAAAAUCUCCUGUGGAGCCCAGAAAGGUGUGGCAGGAACACCUGGACUGCAACACCUGAGCCGCAGGUGUGAGAAGCCCAGAACUGCACACCUGGACAGGUGUGGACCCAAAAAUCUCCUGUGGACCCCAGAAAGGUGCGGCAGGAACACCUGGACAGCAACACCUGAGCUGCAGGUGAGGGAACCCCAGAACUGCACACCUGGACAGGUGUGGACUCCAUAAAGCUUCACCUGCAACGCCUGGAGAGUGACACCUGAGCUCCAGGUGUGGGAACCCCAAAUCUGCAUCCCAGGACAGGUGUGAGGCUUAGGUGUGCUCACCUCUCCAGGUGUGGGGUCCUGGACAGGUGUGGUGUCUUCACCUGGAGCACCUGAGCCCAUCGGUGAAGCCCCAGGUGAAAGGACUCAGUACCUGUGAGCCCGGACAGGUGUGGACCCAAAAAUCUCCUGUGGAGCCCAGAAAGGUGUGGCAGGAACACCUGGACUGCAACACCUGAGCUGCAGGUGUGAGAAGCCCAGAACUGCACACCUAGACAGGUGUGGACCCAAAAAUCUCCUGUGGACCCCAGAAAGGUGUGGCAGGAACACCUGGACUGCAACACCUGAGCCGCAGUUGUGGGAAGCCCAGAACUGCACACCUGGACAGGUGUUGGCUUCAAACCUGCAGCAGGAACACCUGGACUGCAACACCUGAGCUCCAGGUGAGGGAAGCCCAGAACUGCACACCUGGACAGGUGUGGACUCCAUAAAGCUUCACCUGCAACACCUGGACAGUGACACCUGAGGCCCAGGAAUGAGCGCCAGGUGAGGGGACCCUGAAUCUGCACACCUGGACAGGUGGGAGAACCUUGGACCUGCACACCUGGACAGGUGCGGGAACCCUGGAACUGGGAGCCAGGACCGGUGUGUGGGCCCAGAACCGCACACCUGGACAGGUGUGGACCCUUCAAAGGUGCAGCAGCAACACCUGGACAGUGACACCUGAGCCCCAGGUGAGGGCGCCUCAGCCAGGUGUGCACCCCAAACUCUGCAGCACCUGGACAGCGACACCUGCGUGACACCUGAGCUGCAGGUGAGGGACACCUGGACAGGUGUGGACCCCGAACUCUGCAGCACCUGGACAGCGACACCUGCGUGACACCUGAGCUGCAGGUGAGGGACAUCUGGACAGGUGUGGACCCCGAACUUUGCAGCACCUGGACAGUGACACCUGAGCCGCAGGUGAGGGGCCCCAGCGCGGCCACACCUGAGCUGUGACGUCACCGACGGCGGAUGAGGAACUGAGGGACCCCCAGGGCUCACCUGGGGCCAGGUGUGACCCGGGCACUGCGAGGGCUCACCUGGGCACACCUGAGCUCAUGUGGGACACACCUGAGCACACCUGGACCCACCUGGGCCACACCUGGGCAUACUUGGGGAACACCUGAACACACCUGGGGCACACCUGAGCUCAUGUGGGACACACCUGAGCACACCUGGGCAUACUUGGGGAACACCUGAGCUCACCUGAACAUACCUGGGGCACACCUGAGCUCAUGUGGGACACACCUGAGCACACCUGGGCAUACUUGAGGAACACCUGAGCACACCUGGGCAUACUUGGGGAACACCUGAACUCACCUGAACAUACCUGGGGCACACCUGAGCUCAUGUGGGACACACCUGGGCAUACUUGGGGAACACCUGAGCACACCUGGGGCACACCUGACCAUACCUGAGCUCCCCUGGGCACACCUGAGCUCCCCUGGGCACACCUGGGCACACCUGAGCUCCCCUGGGCACACCUGUCCCACCUUCCCGGGCGGUACCUGUAGCGCUGGGGGCGGGGCACACCUGGAUCGUUCAUUAAAGGCUCGUUAAUGGAUGACGUCA
Messenger RNA from Haemorhous mexicanus (house finch), 6620 nucleotides. RefSeq names its product zinc finger protein 70-like. The record is from RefSeq and is a predicted model, not a curated record. The coding region runs from base 81 to 1694 and encodes 537 amino acids. Gene Ontology annotation, molecular function: DNA-binding transcription factor activity, RNA polymerase II-specific; RNA polymerase II transcription regulatory region sequence-specific DNA binding. NCBI's taxonomy places the organism in Eukaryota, Metazoa, Chordata, Aves, Passeriformes, Fringillidae. Gene Ontology annotation, cellular component: nucleus. The transcript is spliced from 2 exons. Gene Ontology annotation, biological process: regulation of transcription by RNA polymerase II.